Lindgomyces ingoldianus is the source of this 939-nucleotide messenger RNA. RefSeq names its product NAD(P)-binding protein. The record is from RefSeq and is a predicted model, not a curated record. Gene Ontology annotation, molecular function: shikimate 3-dehydrogenase (NADP+) activity. The coding region runs from base 1 to 939 and encodes 312 amino acids. Lineage: Eukaryota; Fungi; Ascomycota; Dothideomycetes; Pleosporales; Lindgomycetaceae. The transcript has 3 exons. Gene Ontology annotation, biological process: shikimate metabolic process; chorismate biosynthetic process.
AUGUCGACAGAUACAAUUGUCCCCCAAACAUCCCAUGUUGAGAGACAUGGCUACCUUUUUGGGCACCCAAUCGCACAUUCCAUGUCUCCCCUGCUCCACCAAACCGUAUAUGACGGAUUAGGGCUGAAAUGGUCCCAAUUUCCCCUAGACUCUCUUGACAUGGAUCUUUUCCUGAGGCUAAGGGAAGAUCCAAAGUUCUACGGUGCAUCAAUAACAAUGCCGCACAAACUCGCAAUUCUAAAGCACUUAGACGGCCUUACUCCCGAGGGCGCUGCAGUCGGCGCCGUUAACACUAUGUUCCUUCGAGAAGACUGCAGUACUGGGAAGCGGCUCUACAUAGGCACGAAUACAGACGUUAUUGGCAUUCGGGACUCUUUUUACGAGAACAUUUCGGAUCCGGAUGCGUGCUUUCACCGACGACCUGGGCUGGUAAUCGGAGGCGGUGGCGCAGCUCGAAGCGCAGUAUACGCAUUACGAACAAUGAUGAAAGCAAGCAAGAUUUACCUUGUAAACCGGAACCGAAGCGAAGUCAAAGCCGUUAUCGACGAAUGUACGGCACGAGGUUAUGGAGAUUCCUUAGUUGAUGUGUCAACUGUAGCACAAGCUCAGCAGCUAGAAGGCCCAGGAGCUAUUGUUGCUUGUGUGCCGAAUUUCACUCCUAAGACUGAAGACGAGAAAGAGGCGAGAAAAGUAUUUGAAUGUCUUCUAGGUAAAGACCAUAAAGGGGCGAUUUUAGAAAUGUGUUACCAUCCUUCGCCGUGGACUGAGAUUGCGGAGAUUAGCCAGAGGAUGGGGUGGAGGGUUAUCAUGGGAACAGAGGCGAUGAUAUAUCAGGGGUUGGAGCAGGACAAGUAUUGGACAGGAAGGGGCAUCCAUGAAAUGCCUGUGAAGAAGUGUCAUCAGGUAAUAGCAGCAAAACUCAGUGAGGCAAGGUUGUAG